Messenger RNA from Nasonia vitripennis (jewel wasp), 3021 nucleotides. Its product is annotated as homeobox protein B-H2. Gene Ontology annotation, biological process: regulation of DNA-templated transcription. Lineage: Eukaryota; Metazoa; Arthropoda; Insecta; Hymenoptera; Pteromalidae. The transcript is spliced from 3 exons. Gene Ontology annotation, molecular function: DNA binding; DNA-binding transcription factor activity, RNA polymerase II-specific. The coding region runs from base 543 to 1829 and encodes 428 amino acids. The record is from RefSeq and is a predicted model, not a curated record.
GCCGCAAGGCUCCGCUCAGUGCGGCGCAGUCAGCCCGACGAGUAGCCGGUCGUCCUCGCGCGUUUCCCGUGCACCCGUACACUAAGUGCCCUGCUCUCUCUCUCUCUCUCUCUCUCUCCCUCUCUCUCUCUCUCUCUUUCUCUAUCUCUGCCCUCACCUGCCAGCUGUGCGUCGAGCGUUCUUCUCUCGGUCUUCCGACUCUGUGCUCGCGUGAACCAGUGCGACCGCGGAGGAAAUGGACUGUGCGAAGGAGCCCAGUGCCAGGGGCAGCCGCGCGCGCGCGCUCGAUUGAGCCCGGACAUGCCGACUGGCGGAGCGCGGGUGGUGCGCCGCAGCUGAUCGUCCUGCCGAGCCCGAGCGACUGGCGACGAGUGCAGUGCGUACAGGCGGCCGAGUUGCAGCUCGCAGGCAAGAUUCUGUCGCCCAGGUACCGGCGCGCCCUGAGUCCCGGGCCGACUCCUCUAGAACGCGGCGGCGGCGGCGGCUGCUCGCCCAGCACCGAGGAGGACAGCCGGCACUGCGAGAGCGAGGAGCGGACCGCGAUGACGGUCCACCACCACCGCACGAACCACCACGUGGCCGCCCUCAGCGGCAUAGUCCUGGCCGCGGCCGCGGGCAACGGCCCGGCCGGGCUCAACCUCAGCCGCAUGGCCAACCUCGAGGCGCACCCGGAGCUCCAGAGCUACGUCGACCGGAGCGCGGCCCACGAGCGGCUGAGCAACGGCGGUCACCUCGGCAUCAGCGUCCACGGCAACGCGGCCGGCCUCGGUCUUAACAGCGCCGGCCACAACAACAACAACAACAACAACAACAACAACAGCGGCAGCGGCGCCGGCAGCGGCGAGCCGGCCACGACGACGCCCCAGCGGUCGAGGUUCAUGAUCACCGACAUCCUGGCCAACGAGUCGAGCCCCUCGAGCCUGCAGAGCCAGGAGCCGCCGGGCAGCCCGCCCUCCACGCCCCAGAAUCUCAGCGUCAGGCACCAGUCGCGCUCGUCGCUCAACAACAGCACCGUCGACGAGGACAGCGACGCCAGCCACCACGACACCGUCUCCGUCUCGUCCAACGGAGGCAAAGACGACGACCCGAAGGGCCCCUCGAACUCGCUGAGCUCGUCGCAGAGCAAAAAGCAGAGGAAGGCGCGGACGGCCUUCACGGACCACCAGCUGCAGACCCUGGAGAAGAGCUUCGAGCGACAAAAGUACCUGAGCGUGCAGGACAGGAUGGAGCUCGCCGCGAAACUCCAGCUUACCGACACGCAAGUCAAGACGUGGUAUCAAAACAGAAGGACGAAGUGGAAGCGGCAGACGAUCGUGGGCUACGAGAUAAUGGCGGAGGCGGGCAACUACGCGGCGUACCAGCGGCUCUUCUCGGCGGCGGGGGUGCCGGCCCACCCGUCGGCCGGGCCCUACUGGCCGUACCCGGGCGCCGCGGCCGCGGUGGCCCACCACGCGCAGAACGACCUGCUCUACCGGCAGGCGGCGACGGCCGCGGUGACCCUGCAGAAGCCCAUGCCCUACCGGCUCUUCCCGCCGUCGGCGAUGAUGCUCGCGGGCCCGAGCAACCCGUUGGGCAACCUGGCCGCGGGCUCGGGCCUCAACAGCCUCGGCGGCUACUACAGCCGCGAGAGCCCGGGCGCCGAGUCGCUCGAGCAGCGCCAGCUCCGGGAGCACCGGGAGCCGCGCGAGCGGAGCAGGAGCCCGCUCCAGGCGGCCGCGCGAGAGCGCAGCCGGAGCCCGCUGCUCAAGCGGACGCCGCCGCCGCCCAGCGACACGCCGACCAGCCUCUGCAAGCCCGACAGCGACGAGGAGAGCAUACACGACGUCUAAGCGCGCCGCGCGCUCCGUGGGUGCCAAAGGAGGCGAGCGAGGCGGAAGCGACUGUGCGGGCCCGAGCGAAUUCGGCGGCGAGCAGGAAGCGACGCGCCAGGAUGCGCGCCCGCGGUUAACCGACCUGUACGAAAAACGGGAGAGCGCGCGGGGAUCGCUUACGCGAUUGUCUCGACUCUCGAGAAUCGAACGGAACGGGCGCCCGGAAGGGGUCGCCACCCCCUCGCUGCAGCGCGGGUUUUGAUUUUCCUUCCGCCCGCCUUUGUGUCCGGCUGCGGAGUGCCGUUACUCCUCCUCCUCCUCCUCCUCCUCCUCCUCCUCCGUUUUUGCGCUGCGCCAAUUUCGGGCAUUAACCACCCCGCGCACGCGCCUCUCCCCUUCUUCUUGUACAUAAGUCUGUGGAUUCUUAUUUAUUUCCAAAGCCGCGGGCGCCUAAACUGUUCUCAAGGACGCUAAACUAUGUACAUAAAUUAUCGCAUCGUUUGUCGCGCGCACUCUGUAUAAAAUAUAAGGCGGCGCAGGAGAGGACUGUCGAUUGCGUGUAGGUCGGCGCUACGUUUAAGUUUGUACACAGUUGCGCAUAUACAUAUUAUAGAAUAGACGUAUAUAUAUAUAUAUAUAUAUAUAUAUAUAUAUAUAUAUAUAUAUAUAUGGCAUAAAAGUUGAGUACGUAGAUUAAUUGCUCACGAGUUCGUACUUGAGUCGGUGGCGGUCGAGGGAGACGGAGCUUGCACGCGUGGUUGUCUCUGCAUCAGCGACAGCUUCCUCUCUGAGAGUCGAAUUUCGCCUGUGUCCCUCGACGACGCGUCGGCGAUCCAGAUUCCAGAGACACUCCGUCGUUUUCCAAUUCCCAUCGCAGGAGCUACGAGAUGCGGAAGAGUACCAGUAUUAUGAUGAAUGUAUAAAAUUACCUAGAUUUUAUCGAGCCGUUGAGUGAAAAAAGUGCGUGUGUGUGUGCGAGUGCGACGCACGAUAAUGCGAAACACGAGAUUGCGACGAUGACGAUGAAAAACCGCUGUUUCGUUUCGUCGACUUCUUGAUUGAUCGAUCGGUCGGGAUUAUUUUCUAAGCCGGUUCGAUAUUAAACGUUAUGAGUCCCCCAACAAGCAGCAAGAAUAUGUAGUGAAUCAUGCUUUGUAACAUAAUGUCUGUAUAGCAAAAGAUAUAUGGAAAAUAUAUUAUACUGAAUUUA